AUGUAUAACGCGGCUGCUUUUGAUGAUGAUGAUAAUGAUUAUGGAUUAGACUUGUUUUUGAUCGCAGGUGCUCCGUUGAAACAGAAAACUGUCAAGGCCCAUCCAAUCGACACAGUAGGCGCCGGAGACCCUCCUGACGUUUACAAGCUGCAGCUUCGCUUCGAGGACGAAACACGCAGCUCUCGCGGCCCCCAGGCAAACCUGGAUACAAACACGGCGGUCAAUGAUGGAGGUCAGCAGUGGCUGGAAUAG
Molecule: messenger RNA, 252 nt
Organism: Alternaria burnsii
Lineage: Eukaryota; Fungi; Ascomycota; Dothideomycetes; Pleosporales; Pleosporaceae
Exons: 2
Coding region: 1-252 (83 amino acids)
Source: RefSeq, a predicted model, not a curated record